Lotus japonicus is the source of this 1051-nucleotide messenger RNA. RefSeq lists its product as uncharacterized. The transcript is spliced from 10 exons. The record is from RefSeq and is a predicted model, not a curated record. The coding region runs from base 82 to 825 and encodes 247 amino acids. Lineage: Eukaryota; Viridiplantae; Streptophyta; Magnoliopsida; Fabales; Fabaceae. Gene Ontology annotation, molecular function: oxidoreductase activity; antioxidant activity.
GAAAAAAAAUUGAGAAAACGAAGACAAACAAGCCUGAUGAAGAAGAUGAUGAUGGAGAAUUGAGGUUGAGGUUGAAGUAACAUGUCACUGACAUUGAGAAUGUGUUCUGUUGGUUCACCUUUUCUGCAGUUAGGUUCUACUUCUACUGCACAAGCAUGCUCCAUUUCCAAACUGGGUUUUCAAUUUCAUCCUCUGCGUUUUCAACUCAAUAGAAACUCAUCCCCUACAAGGUUUCUGAUUCGGGCUGCAAGAACUGAGUCUAAAGGUGUUACCUUGGGCUUCAGAGCACCCCAAUUUCAGCUUCCAGAGCCUCUUACUGGGAAGGUUUGGACAUUGGAAGAUUUUGAAGCACAUCCAGCUCUUCUGGUUAUGUUUGUAUGCAACCACUGUCCAUUUGUUAUACACCUGAAAAAAGACAUUGUCAAGCUUACAAAAUUCUAUAUGAAGAAAGGACUUGCUGCCAUUGCUAUAUCUUCAAAUUCUGUAGCUACACACCCCCAGGAUGGGCCAGAAUUCAUGGCAGAAGAUGCUAAGCUGUUUGAUUACCCCUUCCCAUACCUAUAUGACGAGUCACAGGAUGUUGCCCGAGAUUUUGGAGCCGUUUGUACGCCAGAAUUUUACCUUUUCAAAAAGGAUGGUCGAAGACCAUUUGAGCUGGUUUAUCAUGGUCAGUUUGAUGAUUCACGGCCAAGUAAUAAAACACCAGUCACUGGAAGAGACUUGAGCAUGGCAAUAGAUUGUGUUCUGAGUUGCCAGCCGGUACCAUCAGAGCAGAAACCGAGUGUUGGAUGCAGCAUAAAGUGGCACCCAGAGAAUAAGUUUUGAUCUGUAAAUUGUGAUUAUCUAUGUCAAGCAUCUGUUUACAGGGUAUGUCAUGUCAUUUAAGUUGAGCAAUACGAGAUUGAAUUCAGUCAGAUGAGGUUCCAGUCUCCCUAUUCCUUGUUUCUUAUGUUGUAAUUAUUAAGGAAACCUGUCUAGCAACCCUUCUGGAAUACAAACUUAUAUAUGCUGAUUUUUGGUAAAAUAGUUAUAAUGAUUUCUAAUAUGUAGA